AUGGUAUUGAAAGCUCAGCACCCUGGAGAUCAUAGUUCGCCCUCUACUGAGCACCAAGGCAUAGCGACCACUAACGAUGCUUGUGCCAAACCUUGCUGUGGUGGGCUUCGGGCUGAUGGUGCCAUAGAUCAGCUGGAUGACCGCCGAUCACUCAUACCAGAAGAUGCUCCGGAUUAUCGCAGCAGUUCUCUAUCAGAGGACAAGAACUCUGUCGAGAGGCCAGAAGAAGAUGAAGAGGCGUGCGGAAAGUCAUGCUGUGAAGACCCUUCGGAUGUAGUACAAGAUGGUCAGCAAGGAAGUCAAUCAGCUCAGGGAGACGGUUGCGAUUGUUGUCGAAGCGACCCGAUGCUAGUGGCAGAGACGAAGGCUUCCUUCGAUCAGCCAGACGACGCGUGUGCGAAACCUUGCUGCAGCGGAACUCCUGCCGAGACUGGUCUUGGGGACGUGUUGCCCGAGGCUGAAUCUGGCGACGACGACUGUAGUUGCUGCGGGAGCAGCUUGGCUGAAGUAGCCGAAAUGAACGAAGUGGCGAAACCAGACCCCAAGACGCACUGCCAGGAUGCUUGCUGUGACUCGUCUAAAGCUACGGCUGGUGUAGACAAAUCGACUCCUCCGGUUAACAAUGGAUCUACAUGCGAUUGUUGUGAGAUCCUGGCGUCGCCAAACGUCCAGUUAGCUCAGCAACCGCUUGAGAUUCGUCCUAAUCUUGGACAGAAGAAGCUUGAAGAUAAAUCGGAUUGCUCGUGCUGCAUGGAAAAGCGGGGGGCAGUUUUGUAUUCCUCAGUCUCGGACAACCCAAGUCCCGCGGAGGUGAAGGAUUACAUUGGGAGAAUGGUCUGCUGCCAGGCUCCCUGUUGCCAGUCGCCUGGGUCGGUCAGUUUCAGCAGGGCAUUCACUUCCGUGUCCAGGCGCUUUUUGUCUCAGCUCCGCCGAGCUCGAGGAAAGGCCACUGACGCGCCAUCUUGUUGCGCCGAACCUACUGUUGAUGUAGGGCUUUCGGAGAAGCAAGCCAUUGAUUGGGAGGAACCUUCCACCGGGGUGCAAACCCUCUUCAUGACGAUUGGGGGCAUGGAUUGUCCAUCAUGCACCCCUCGAGUUGAGCGCGCCUUGCAAAAACUGGAUCAAGUUACAGAUAUUAAACUGGAUCAUGUUUCUGGCACGGCUUCUUGCUCCUACAAUCCUUCGAUCAUAUCGCCAGAUAAAAUCACUGAACACGUCUCCUCUUUAACCGGCUUUACAUGCCGACGUCGUAUCGGGCUGGAUUCUCAGGAUCGUAUAGUCUCUCUCCGUUUCUCACCAGGCCGUGUCCCAUCUCAAGUCCAGCUCCGCCGAACAUUUGGCGUCGACGAGGAAGACAAGGAGAAUCGGGUGUUCGUAGAUCAAGAAGAUCCAUCAAUCGUUGUAUUCCGACUAAAAUCUUCGGCCCCACCUGGUUCUGCACGCGCUGUGCUUCAGCGCUUCAGCGACGCGGGUUUCGUGUGCGAGCCUACGUUCGUCAAUGAGCACGAGUUGAUGCGUAAACAAGCCUGGGACGCAGUGAUGCGAGGUGUCGCUCGCGCAGCAUUGUCUAUCUGCUUCCUAAUUCCGACCCUCGUGCUUGUUUGGAAGCCACAUCUACUCGAAAACGACGUUAUCGCACGCGAAAGUAUCGUGUUUGGCCUUGCCAGCGCCAUUCUCUUCUUAGCCAGCCCGAUUCUCGUAGGGGCUUACAAAACGCUUUUCAUAGCUCAUCAUCUCGACGCCGAUGUCCUCGUUACCAUCUCUGCCUUAUCUGCAUACAUAUACUCGCUCAUCAUCUUCGCCGUUGGCACCGCUUCCGGACAUCACAUUGGGUUGGAUUCGUUCUUUGAAACCUCUUCCCUUCUUGUCACUCUUAUCCUCAUUUCGCGCGUCGUUUCGGCACUCGUGCGCUGGCUCGCAGUGUCCUCUUACCUUUCUCAUGUCUUGGGCAAUGAUUUACCUACCCAUGCGGAAUGGGUGGACCCCGCCACACACUCAACGUCCACGCUCCAUGUCUCACUCUUGGAUGCGGGAGACACCAUCAUUCUAUCCUCGGGCCAAGUAUCACCCAGCGACGGGAUUUUUAUCGAUGGGAGGGCUCAUUUCGACGAGGCGCUCGUCACCGGAGAGGCAAACCCUGUGUGCAAAGUUCCAGGGAGCGCCGUGGUAGCAGGCUCCCAACUGCUGAGCUCCACUGGUACGGACUCUACCUCACAAGACAACACUGCCCGCGUUACCCUCACGCGCGCCCCUCACGAGAGCAGCCUCGCCGAGCUUCGUCGCAUCGUGUCGGAAGCCAGGUCCUCCCGUCCAGCCAUUCAAGACAUGGCAGAUGCUCUUGCGACCUGGCUUAUCCCCUGCAUUCUGGUCGCUUCUAUCGUCGUCCUUGUGAUAUGGGUACUCGUCGAGGUUCUGGUCCGGCAGAGCUCUGUUGGGCGCGGGUUCUCGCAGGCCCUUACCUACACCAUCGCACUCCUCGCGUCAUCCUGCCCCUGCGCCCUCACGCUAUGCGUCCCAUUGGUCUAUUGUGUCGUAGUGGCGAAGGUGGCUGUAGGCAGUGGCAUUCUUGUGAAAGAUGCUAAUGCCUUCAUUGGGGCAACGAAAGUCACCGACGUCGUUUUCGACAAGACGGGGACUUUGACCACGGGGAAGCUAACUGUCGUGGGGAAAUUCAUCUUACCUUUUACCGCCACACCCUCUGUUCCAGGUAGGGAUGAAGCCGAAGCCGAAGAUCAGCCUCUGGAGAAAAUAAGCCUCGACCUAGAGCAAGUUGAAGCUUUGGUUUUAGCAUUGGUUCUUGAUGACAAGCAUCCUGUCUCCUCGGGCGUUAGCUCCUUCCUUUUGUCAUCACUGAGCAACGCAGGUGCGCCCGGCAAAUUGGAGGACAAGAAAAGCAUUCCAGGACAGGGGAUUUCAGCGCUUUGGAAUGGAGACCAUGUCGUUAAGGGCGGGCACCUUGCAUUCUGCUUAAAUGCUGGCGAACCAACUGCAGACGUUCAAGGGGUUCACCCAGACAUCGCUCGUGUUGUGUCUUCAGGAAAGACCCUGUUCGUACUCUCGAUUGACUCACAAGUCGUUGCGGCAUAUGCUCUACAAGACAUGAUCAAACCAGAGGCUCAACAUGUCGUACAAAGCUUGCGAGAACGCGGUGUGCGGGUGUCGAUGCUCAGCGGGGACAACGACGAGGCUGCAUGGGAAACCGGGAAAGUGUUGGGAUUCGCUCAGGAGGAUGUGCGUGGAGGAUGCGCGCCGCAAAUCAAACGAGAUGUUGUCAGGCAGCUGGUGUGGAAGUCCGAGUGUAAGCAAGAGGAAGAAGAUACAGGGACGACCGAAUCCACCAACCAGCCUCCUUCGAACUCAUACCCAUCGAUGUUCGGUUGUCUCAACAUCUUCACACCAGCGCGUGCGACUUCAAGGUUCGUUAUAUUUGUCGGAGACGGAUCUAACGACGCCGGUGUGCUCUCUCAAGCGAACUUGGGCAUCUCCUUCCAGUCUGGCACGACUCUAGCCAAUGCUGCUGCCGACGUUGUCCUCCUCUCCUCCCAGUCCUCGCUAUCCGAUGGCUUGUCAGCCAACUCGGACUUACUGAAGGUUCUAGCUGUCAUUGACCUUAGUGGAUCCACGAAGCGUCGCAUCGUCACUUGUUUUGUGUGGGCUGUGAUGUACAACUUCCUGGCAUUCGUGCUUUCGUCAGGCAUAUUGGUUGUGUGGAGGCUCGAGCCUCAGUGGGCGGGUGUGGGCGAAUUGGUCAGUCUUGUUCCUGUGUUCUUGAUUGCAUUCGCACCUCGAAGGAAGCAAGCGGCUUUCGGAGAGUGA
Pleurotus ostreatus (oyster mushroom) is the source of this 3816-nucleotide messenger RNA. RefSeq lists its product as uncharacterized. Gene Ontology annotation, cellular component: membrane. The transcript has 6 exons. NCBI's taxonomy places the organism in Eukaryota, Fungi, Basidiomycota, Agaricomycetes, Agaricales, Pleurotaceae. The coding region runs from base 1 to 3816 and encodes 1271 amino acids. Gene Ontology annotation, biological process: copper ion homeostasis. Gene Ontology annotation, molecular function: ATP hydrolysis activity; ATP binding; copper ion binding. The record is from RefSeq and is a predicted model, not a curated record.